Molecule: messenger RNA, 696 nt
Organism: Prionailurus viverrinus (fishing cat)
Lineage: Eukaryota; Metazoa; Chordata; Mammalia; Carnivora; Felidae
Product: 40S ribosomal protein S3a-like
Biological process (GO): translation
Cellular component (GO): ribosome; cytosol
Molecular function (GO): structural constituent of ribosome
Source: RefSeq, a predicted model, not a curated record
AUGGCGGCUGGCAAGAACAAGUGCCUUACAAAAGUCGGCAAAAAGGGAGCCAAGAAGAAAGUCGUUGAUCCAUUUUCUAGGAAAGACUGGUAUGAUAUGAAAGCACCAGCUAUGUUCAAUAUAACAAAUAAUGGAAAAACACUAGUCACAAGAACUCAAGGAACCAAAAUCGCAUAUGAUGGCCUCAAGGGUUGUAUUUUUGAAGUGAUCCUUGCUGAUCUGCAGAAUGAUGAAGUUGCAUUUAGAAUAUGCAAGCUAAUUACUGAAGAUUUCCAGGGCAAAAACUCUAAUUUCCACAGCACAGAUCUUACCCAUGACAAAAUGUGCUCCAUGGUCAAAAAAUGGCAGACCAGGACUGAAUCUCAUGUUGACGCCAAGACUAGCAAUGGUUACUGGCCUCAUCUAUUUUGUGUUGGUUUUACUAGCAAAUGCAACAAUCAGAUUCAGAAGACCUCUCACGCUCAGCACCAACAGGUCCACCCAAUUCAGAAAAAGAUGAUGGAGAUCAUGACCCGAGAGGUGCAGACAAGUGACUUGAAAGAAGUCGUCAACAAAUUGAUUCCAGACAGCACUGGAAAACACACAGAAAAGGCCUGUCGGUCUAUUUAUCCAUUCCAGGAUGUCUUCGUUAGAAAAGUGAAAAUGCUGAAGAAGCCUAAGUUUGAAUCGGGAAAGCUCAUGGAGCUUCAUGGUUAA